AGCACCGGUCGACUCCUUCGGAGCUCUGGAGCAUUAGGAAGGAUAUCUUCCAUCCCCAUGGACAACAUGGACCCCAUAGCCAGGCAUUUCGCUGUCGCCUUCCUCUUGUUUGGACUAGCCGGUGUCUCCUCCAGCCAGAAAAACAUCAUCACAUGGUGCACAGUAAGUGAUGCAGAGGAGCAGAAGUGUUUGGAUCUGGCCAGCAAUGCCACCGCCAGGAACCUGCGUGGUAAACUGCAGUGCACCCGAGGACUCAGCCCCACAGACUGCAUGCUUAAAAUCAAGAAUGGAUCAGCAGAUGCAGCGAGCAUGUAUCCCGAUGAGAUAUACACCGCUGGCUUCUGCUACGGCCUCGAACUGGCAGCUGGAGAGUCCUACAACGGAGAAGAUGGCAUCAACUACUAUGUGGUGGCGUUGGCGCGGCGGUCCUCAAGUGACCUGUCUCUGCUGGAGAUGCACGAACGCAGCUCCUGCCACCCGGGCAUCCGCACCACCGUGGGCUGGACCGUGCCCAUCGGCUUCCUCGUUAACACCUCGCAGAUCAGCGUCGACGAGCAGUGCAACUUCCCACAUGCGGUGGGCGAUUUCUUCGGCUACAGCUGUGUGCCGGGGGUGAAGGACGCAGAGCACGACCCCAAGGGCAACAACCCCAAGAACCUGUGCGAGGCCUGCAUAGGGGACGAGAACGACCGCCACAUCUGCGUCAACAACCCCCGCGAACGACACUACGGGGAGGCCGGGGCCCUCAGAUGUGUGGCAGAGAACCUUGGGGAUGUGGCCUUUGUCAAGCACACUACCGUCUUUGACAACAUGCAGGGCAGGAAUCAGGAGUCGUGGGCGAUGGACCUGGAGCUUGAGGACUUGAAGCUGCUGUGUCCAGACGGCAGUGAGGCCUCGCCCUUCGAGCAUCGCCGCUGCCACCUGGCUGUCGUCCCCGGCAACGCCGUCGUGGUGCGCAUGGAGGACAAGUGCAGAGUCUACAAGUUCCUCGAACGCAUGCAGAAUGCGUUUGGCAAUGCGACGCAGGGUUUUUCCCUGUUCAGUUCGGUGGGUUACGGAGCGGCCAACGUGCUCUUCAGCGACUCCACCGUGAAGCUGCUGCGGGUGGUGGGCGGGUACACGUCAUGGAUCGGCCCCACCUACACCACCAUGCUACAGGCAUUCGAAUGUGAGGGACUGUGUUGACUGAUCUAAGAACUCCCAGAAACCUCCUCCAUCCAAUUUCAGCUGCCACCCAACUGCAUCCCAACCAGCCCAACGUCCC
Engraulis encrasicolus (European anchovy) is the source of this 1264-nucleotide messenger RNA. RefSeq names its product otolith matrix protein (gene otomp). Gene Ontology annotation, biological process: iron ion transport. Bases 58 to 1185 code for a protein of 375 amino acids. Gene Ontology annotation, cellular component: recycling endosome; plasma membrane; early endosome. NCBI's taxonomy places the organism in Eukaryota, Metazoa, Chordata, Actinopteri, Clupeiformes, Engraulidae. The transcript has 9 exons. The record is from RefSeq and is a predicted model, not a curated record.